Messenger RNA from Macadamia integrifolia, 3037 nucleotides. Its product is annotated as U-box domain-containing protein 14-like. Bases 543 to 2426 code for a protein of 627 amino acids. The record is from RefSeq and is a predicted model, not a curated record. Gene Ontology annotation, biological process: protein ubiquitination; cell surface receptor signaling pathway. Gene Ontology annotation, molecular function: protein binding; ubiquitin-protein transferase activity. Gene Ontology annotation, cellular component: cytoplasm; nucleus. The transcript has 4 exons. NCBI's taxonomy places the organism in Eukaryota, Viridiplantae, Streptophyta, Magnoliopsida, Proteales, Proteaceae.
CGUGGGGAUUACAGAAACAAAUUCGUAGACUAUGUUCAGCUUAAGUCAAUUGGGCAUUGUCAACCAAUCUGGUUCUCUCAUCUUCAGGCUUUUUUUUUUUGAUAGAGUUUCUUCAACCUAUUUAAAUAAGAAUUUCUCCCUCUCAAGUCUCGAGUCUCGCACUUUUCAGUUCUUAUUCUCUUUGGUCGUACUUUGUAUAAUUUUUUUUUCCUUUUUGCGAUAAAAAAAAUUUAGAUAUUUCUUCGUUUGUUCAAAAUUUCCCCCUUCCAUUUGACGUUUCUACCGGGAUUUUCUUUCAGAUCUUCUUCGUCUGUCCUAUCAUGGCGGCAGUUCUUAAGUUUCAUGUCUUUUUAGGUGUUUGCAGAGCGGCAGUUCUUAUGUUUCACGUCUUAGGUGUUUGCAGAUAGUAAUUUCUUUCAUUAAACUAGUUUACUUAUCUUGGCCUUCUUUGUUACUUGCGAAUUGCAAUUCGUAGAAGUUAGGGUUUUCUUUCAGCUUCUAGGAUUUAUUAUUCCCCUUUUUAUUGCUUAAUUUGGUCCAAAAUGGAGGCCAUGGAAGAGUCGACGGUUGUGGUGGAUCAAUUAAUUGAGGUUAUCAGGGAGAUAUGUGGGUUUCCUGAGUGUCGGAAUACGUCGAAGAAGAUGUACAGUAAUCUCGUGAGACGGGUGAAGCUGCUAAACCCUCUUUUUGAUGAAUUGAAGGAUACUGAGGUUUCUCUCGGUGAAGACCAAGUUCGAGCUCUUGGGUCGCUCAAGGAUGCUUUGAAUUCUGCUAAGGAGCUUCUUCGUUCAGUUAAUGAAGGGAGCAAAAUCCAUCAGGCUUUGCAGAGGGAUAAGAUUGCAGGUGAAUUUCAAAUUGUGACAGAAAAAAUUGGGAAUGCAUUGAGCAAAGUUUUCUAUGAAAAACUACAUUUAUCAGAGGAAGUUCUGGAACAGAUUGAACUGGUGCAUGCUCAAUUUACCAGAGCAAAAGAAGGAAUGGAUAGUCCCGAUUUACAACUGCGCUUAGAUUUGUGCAUGACAUUAAAAGAAAAAGAACUUGAUCCUACCAUUCUAAGAAGGCUUUCAGAAAAGCUGCAGCUCAGGACUAUAAAUGACCUCAAGAAGGAAUCACUUGCUCUGCAGGAAAUGUUUAUCUUCAGCGGUGGAGACCCAGGGGAUAGAUUUGAAGAAAUGACAAUGUUGCUGAAGAAAGUAAAGGACUGUGUACUUAUGGGGUAUCCAGAAGCAGACACCUCCGAGAGUGAAAAGAGCUUGGUGCAACACAGAUCUCCCGUGAUCCCAGAUGAUUUCCGGUGCCCAAUAUCUCUUGAAUUGAUGAAAGACCCUGUUAUUGUCUCCACCGGACAGACUUAUGAGCGGCCCUGCAUUCAAAAAUGGCUGGAUGCCGGGCACAAAACUUGUCCGAAGACCCAGCAGACGCUGGUACACACAACUCUCACACCCAAUUACGUCUUGAAGGGUCUCAUUGCACAGUGGUGUGAAAGCAAUGGUGUUGAGCUACCUAAGAUGCAAGGGAGCUGUAGAAAUAAGAAGUCAGGCAACUGUGUUUCAGACUGUGAUAGAGCAGCUAUUGAUGCCUUACUACAAAAAUUGACAAUCGGUAAUACAGAUGAACAGAGAGCAGCUGCUGGUGAGCUUCGGUUGCUGGCGAAAAGGAAUGCAGAUAACAGAGUAUGUAUUGCAGAGGCAGGAGCCAUUCCCCUUCUUGUAGAAUUACUAUCCUCCACAGAUCCUAGGACGCAGGAACAUGCAGUUACAGCACUUCUCAACCUUUCCAUAAAUGAGGCUAACAAGGGAAGCAUUGUAAAUGCAGGAGCAAUUUCUGAUAUAGUGGAUGUACUUAAAAAUGGAAGCAUGGAAGCUAGGGAAAAUGCAGCUGCCACCCUUUUCAGUCUUUCUGUGAUAGAUGAGAACAAGGUUGCAAUUGGUGCUGCAGAGGCUAUUCCAGCUCUUAUUGAUCUUCUGUGCCAAGGAAGCCCAAGAGGCAAGAAGGAUGCUGCCACUGCAAUUUUUAACCUUUCGAUAUAUCAGGGAAAUAAGGUGAGGGCAGUGAAGGCGGGGAUUGUAGCACCACUGAUGAGACUGCUGACAGAUGCUGCUGGUGGGAUGGUGGAUGAGGCACUUGCUAUACUAGCCAUCCUUGCUAGUCAUCAUGAAGGGAAAGUAGCAAUCGGUCAAGCAGAACCCAUUCCAGUUUUAAUAGAGAUGAUGAGGACUGGAUCCCCACACAACCGAGAGAAUGCUGCCGCUAUUUUGUGGUCUCUGUGUACUGGUGAUGUACAGCAUCUCAUGACUGCAAGGGAGCAUGCAGCAGAAGAGGUACUUAAGGAGCUGGCAGAGAAUGGCACUGACAGGGCCAGGAGAAAAGCUGGAAAUCUUCUAGAGCUCCUGCAUCGCACAAUCGACGUGGUUGGUGAACCAUGACAAUUCAAUUGCAUGACCACUUUUUAACAGAAAAAAUAUUUUACCAAGACAGAUUCAUGGUAUAGAGUAGGCCUGCCAAUGCUAUGAAAGGUGAUUCACAUAUGAAAGGAUGCAUAGGAAGAUGAAAAGGGUUAAGGAUGGGGUCUAGUGAUUGUAAGUUAAUAGUGUUGUUUGUGGGAGGGUAGGUACUCCCCACCUUCAUGUAAGGAAGAUCAAGGGGGCUUGACAUUAUCUUUGAAGCUAGUGGAUGCCCGGAUUCAACUCUGGAAGAGUUCGACUCAAGAAGCGUAAGAUGUCCGAGACUAAGAAAAACCAAAGAGUCCACAGCCACGAGAAAAGAAAAUGAGCAUGCCCUGCUAACAGCCUAGCAUUAUUUUCUGAUUCAUUUGCAGUGGAUGGCCAGAAUAGCUGUCAGCAUUAGCAACGAUUUAUCCACUCUUCUGGCAGUGUGACGUGAGAAUCUGUAAAGUUGAAUAAUGUGCAUAGUUUGUUUUGUAUUAUUAUUAUUUGGAGGCAUAUAUAUCAUUUGCAUCAGGAGUACAUGUCGAUCAGAAGUGGAUAACAGAGUUACUAGCAACACGAUCUUUGCCAUGUUUUGGUAACUUUACCAA